Anopheles funestus (African malaria mosquito) is the source of this 4307-nucleotide messenger RNA. It is a transcript of the gene TBC1D16, whose product is annotated as TBC1 domain family member 16. Lineage: Eukaryota; Metazoa; Arthropoda; Insecta; Diptera; Culicidae. Gene Ontology annotation, cellular component: early endosome. Gene Ontology annotation, biological process: activation of GTPase activity. Gene Ontology annotation, molecular function: GTPase activator activity. Bases 419 to 2923 code for a protein of 834 amino acids. The transcript is spliced from 6 exons. The record is from RefSeq and is a predicted model, not a curated record.
GACAUUUUUGCAGCACCCAGCAUUAGUGCGAAAGCGAUCAAUAACUGUGACCGUGCAAAAGAGGUGCUCAAGAAACUACCAACAGAAAAACGUUUUCCAAAACGGUGGCUUAUAAAAGUAUGAAGAACGAACCGAUCCUUUGCGAAGGCGUAAUACAUAAACUCACGUCAUAUUGAGGUGUCCGUGUAGAACUGUACAGCUAACCUGGCUCGUGUAUUAUGUGAGUGACGAUUGUUUUAGCCCCUUCAAUACCUUCGGGUGGUAGAUGCAUUCUCAUUUCGGAGUCGGAAUAGUCGGAACUAAAAAAAACAUCCCCAUUCCUGGUCAGAAAGUGCAACUUUAACUUCACCCACGUGCUGAUAUCCUUCCCGCACAGGAACGAUUCCAAAGGUACGACUUCUGCCACGCCAAACACAGGAUGCCUAUCGUAAACAUAUUGAAGCGUGCGUCCAGCUACAUCCUUGGCAGCGAUGACGACACGGACGAUGGUUCCGGCGAACUCGUUUACGAGGAUAAUGAAAUAUUGUUUUGCAAAAAUAACAUCUGCGUACAUCCGCCCGCCGUUGUGCGCCAAGAAUCGGACAUACUGCACUAUCCGGGCUAUCUGACCGUCACCACGAAAACGUUCAUCGACCAGUACAACAAUGCGAAGCGUCCGACACUGUUUCUCACGUGGAUCCCAAACUCGACGCUUCGCAAAUGCCCGUCGACGGUGGAAAACGUCGUGCUCGGACGUAAUGCUAACGGUGGUGUUGGGUUGAGUGAAAGCAAACUGAAGCUACACCUACAGCAGCAGCAACAGUUGCAUCUUUCGCCGAAAGACAACACCGGCCAUGGUGCGAAUCAGCAAACGAAGGGAGUAAUCACGACAGUGCAGCACGAGAAAGGUGCCGUCCCGUUUGGGGAGAAUCCGUUCACAACGACAAUUAAGAUUGCAAACACGAAUCCGUUCCUGGAACCGUACAACGAAUCCAUCGCCCAGUCGGCCACGAGCGAGAGCAAAUCGAUGAACUGUUCCGACUAUUCGGAAACGAUCAGCAUCAGCUCGAAUUCGGACAAGGCGAGUCUGUGCAACAGCAAUGAUUACGAUGGCAGAGAUGAGGAAGUAGUCCCGGAACCGGAAGAGGACGGUGACGAUGAUGUGGACGAAGGAUGUAUCAUCAGUUCGGAAACGCAUCACUCUACCGGUGGGACAGCGGACGAGCUGGAGAGUGAUGAUCCGGAGCUGAAGACGGAACUGCAGCCACUGCUCGAUGACGGCAGCAAGCUACCAUCGACGGUCACAGCGAAGCUGCACCACCACCAUCAUCAUCAUCAUCACAAGCUGCCAUCGCAAUCGUCCGUCACAUCGGUGAACAUUACGAUCGCGAGCCCACACAUCCAGAAUGUGGACAUUUCGCCACCGGAAGCGACCCUGCCGGCGACCGAGCGCUUCCUCCGUUCGCUCUCGAUCACGUCCAGCGAUGAGAACAAUCCGAACUGGAUGUCACCGGAGCUGCUGGCGUACAAGCACAAUCUCGCCUUUCCGGAAAGUGCAUCCGCGUCACCGAUCGUGAGCCGUAAGGCACCGCUAAAAUGUCGCCGCUUUUCGGUCGAUCUCAGCCAGAUGCGUGCGCUGCGGCUGUUCUUUAACGACGAACAGUGUACCUCCGGUCAGCUGGUUAUUGCAUCGCGUGAAUCUCAGUACAAGAUACUUCACUUCCACCACGGUGGAUUGGAUCAUCUGGCGCAGGUACUACACCAGUGGCACUGUCUGCUGCACAACAUAAAGCUAGCGCCCGGUCAGGAUGAACCGGCGGCUAAUUUACCGUACCGUCAGUUUAUGGUUUGCCGACCCGAGGUACGGCUGGCCGAGCUACAUCCGGAGGAGGGCAAAGUGUCGAAGAUUACGACCGAUUACUUCUACGGUACGCUGCUGAACGAACGUGGCCAGAUCGAGGAUGAUCUGCAGCUGCGUAAGUGUGUAUUUUUCGGCGGGCUCGAUCGUAGCUUGCGCAAAACGGUGUGGCCAUUUCUGCUGCACUGCUACAGUACCGGUUCGACGUUCGAGGAUCGGGCCGCACUGGCGGAGAUACGACGCCAAGAGUACGAGGAGAUAACGCGCCGCCGGCUGUACUCGAUGUCACCGGAAGCGCAGGCACAAUUCUGGCGCACGGUACAGUGCGUCAUUGAAAAGGAUGUCGUGCGGACGGACCGUGGCAAUCCGUUCUUUGCCGGCGAUGACAACCCAAACAUUGACACGAUGAAAAACAUUCUGCUAAACUAUGCGUUCUACAAUCCCGGCAUGUCCUAUACACAAGGAAUGAGUGACCUACUGGCACCGGUGCUGUGUGAGAUAAAAAGCGAAUCGGAAACAUUCUGGUGCUUCGUCGGGUUAAUGCAACGGGCCAUCUUUGUCUGUACGCCAACCGACAACGAUAUCGAUCGUAAUUUGUGUUAUCUAAGGGAAUUGAUUCGGCUCAUGGUUCCUAACUUCUACAAGCACCUUCAAAAGCAUGCCGAUGCGAUGGAAUUACUGUUUUGCCAUCGUUGGAUUUUACUAUGCUUCAAGCGUGAAUUCACCGAAGCCGUUGCCAUACGGAUGUGGGAAGCCUGCUGGUCCAACUAUCUGACCGACUAUUUCCAUCUGUUCCUCUGUCUGGCGAUUAUUGCGGUGUACGCGGACGAUGUUAUUGCUCAAGAUUUGCGCACGGACGAAAUGUUGCUUCAUUUCAGCUCCCUGGCGAUGUACAUGGAUGGACAGUUGAUACUCCGCAAGGCACGCGGAUUGCUGCAUCAGUUCCGGCAGUACCCGAAGAUUCCAUGCACACUGUCCGGGCUGUGUAAACGUUGCGGUCCCGGCAUGUGGGACUCGGGACAUCAUCCGUCGAUCGAAUGUAUUGGUCAUCUGGAUCACGAGACCUGCGCGUUAGCUAUGGAUUAAGUUAUUGUUUCUUCGCACCACCGUUGCCUCUCUCUCUUACUCUAGCUUGUCUUGUUUCGUUUGCUUUCUACCGCACAUAUCUCUCGCAUCGGAAUAUAUUUAAUGAAUAUUGGUUUAGUAAUAGCAACUUUAAUCACAUUCUCAAAAUAGUUUGCUUAGGAACGCUCGAGAGCAGUUUAAACUGUGGUUAAUUAAGACACAAUUCAGCUUUCAAUGCUUUCUAUGUAAGUGUCUGUGCUUCGAUCUGUUUAAUGGUUAAAAGCGCCAAACACCAUGCUUGAGUUAUAUCAUUGCUGGUUAAAUUGGGACAAACGAUCCUCCUAAAUGUGAACAUUCCACUAAUUUUCAAAGCUUGUACUGUAUAAAACAAUUUCCAUCUAAUUCAACCUUCAAAGAUAUUGGUUGUGACGGUAAUAUAGUAGCUUUAUUAUUUCCUUCUGUUUUGCAUUGUUAUGCAUUUGCAUGCAAACGGUAUAAAACUAGUCGUUUGUUCGAUCAUCGUAUGGAUGGAUUGCUGAAAAGAGCAACAACAAAAAAGCUGAAAAACAAAUAAUUCCACUGACUGAGGUACUGUCCGUGUCGCGGAAAGCAAGAGGAAACUCGUUCAAUAAAUAUAGAAAUUAUCUAUUGUUGAUGUUAUAUUAUACACAUAAAAAGCUAUAGAUAUACCAAAUUUUAUAACCAAUUUAAAUGCUAUUCCAAACCGUGGUACCGGCGAGUCAAGGCUACAGGCUUUCCAUCACAGGAGCGUUAUGUACUACUGCUGUUUCCUUUUCGCCGUUGAAUUACCGUACCAACUACUUGUGUACCAUCUCGAAAGUUACAGACAAGAUUAGAGUAAAAAAAAGUAAAAUAGCCGUUACAAGUUUAGAGAAAUCCAAACGAAUUAAUUACAGUAAAAAAACAGUAAACACUCACACAAAGAACAUGGACGAGUUAUUAGAUAUUUUAAGUUGAAUCUGAGUGCUGCUAAAGGUACGUAAAGUGAAAUCAAAAUAUACGGCAUAUAGUAUGGAACACACUUGGUUACGCUUUCCUGGCUACAAAAUUACAAACGAACAAAUAAAGCAAAUACUGCGCGGAGAAAAUAUGCUGCUUGCUGUUAUUAUAAUACUGCUGUACAUUAUAACACAAACAUACAAAACAAAAACAAAGAAUAACAAAUUGUAGAACAAAGAAAGACAUGUUAUAAAAAAACCCAAAAGACAGCAAAACACUGCAUUGAGUGGUAGGCAAGAGGAAGUAGCAUUAGCAAAAUGGCCGACAACAACACACAUCCACUAACUGCUAGGUAUAAUAGUAUUAGCUCCUGUAACCGCAAUGUGCUAAGGAAAAUAAAAAGAACGCAACCAAACCAACUAUCAAACCAAAUAACAAAACAAAA